Messenger RNA from Salvelinus namaycush (lake trout), 766 nucleotides. Its product is annotated as double-stranded RNA-binding protein Staufen homolog 2-like. The record is from RefSeq and is a predicted model, not a curated record. The transcript has 5 exons. The coding region runs from base 88 to 744 and encodes 218 amino acids. NCBI's taxonomy places the organism in Eukaryota, Metazoa, Chordata, Actinopteri, Salmoniformes, Salmonidae.
GUCUGUUCCUAGAUCCAUCAGUUCUCUUUAGUGUUUGCCAAUGUUGGAGGUGUAACUGGGGUCUGGCCCUGGACAAAGGUAUAGAGCAUGGCUCAAGUGAAAGUGCAGACCUCAACGCCCCUGGCUGGCCCUGGCUUCUCCCCCCUCGGGGCCAUGCCCAGUCCAGGACCCUUGGGUCUACAGCCCUCAGUCAAUGGCCCUGGACCCACCCCCGGCUGCCCUGCUCCCUCAGCCGGGUAUGGACCCACCCCCGGCUGCCCCGCUCCCUCAGCCGGGUAUGGACCUGACACCCCUGUGUCUGCCAACUCACCAGGCCCACCCCAGGAGAACAUGGCAAACCCUAAAGAGAAAACUCCUAUGUGUCUGGUGAAUGAGUUAGCCCGUUUCAACAGGAUCCAACCGCAGUACAAGCUGCUCAACGAGAGAGGCCCUGCACACGCUAAGAUCUUUACAGUGCAGCUGUGUCUUGGGGAGCAGGUGUGGGAGGCGGAGGGCACCAGCAUCAAGAAGGCCCAGCACUCCACCGCCUCUCUUGCCCUCACUGAGAGCCUUCUGCCCAGGCCCGCUCCUCGCUCUCCUACAGUGGACAUCAGCAGCAACCCAGGUAGUAUCACCCCUACGGUGGAGCUGAAUGGUCUGGCUAUGAAGAGAGGUGAGCCAGCCAUCUACCGUCCGCUGGACCCCAAGCCCAUGCCCAACUACAGAGCCAACUACAACUUCAGAGGCAUGUGCAACCAAAGGUGAGACCGACCACCUCGCAGAUGCU